AGUCAAUAUAUAUAAAUAUAUAUCGUUCUUGAUUCUCGACUUGAUUUUUCAUGCCUUCAUCAGACAGAGAGGUACCUACAUUAGAUAUGGCUCCAAAGAAAAAAGGUGAAGUUAUCGUAAUCAUGGGUGUCAGCGGUGCCGGAAAAACCACAGUAGGACAGAUGCUGGGAAAAGAGAUGAAAUAUAAGUAUCUUGAUGCUGAUGAUUUUCAUUCUGAAUCAAACAAAGAAAAGAUGGGCAAGGGAAUCCCACUCACUGAUGAAGACAGGAUGCCAUGGCUUGAAUCACUAAGAGAUGCCACAAAAGAACACAUAGUUAACGGAAAUAGUGUGAUUCUUGGGUGUUCUGCAUUGAAGAAGCAAUAUAGAGAAACAUUAAGAUCAAGUGACCCUGAUUACAAAUUGGGAAGUUAUGAAACAAGUGCUGUUAGCUUUGUACUGUUGGAAGCUCCUGCUGAGGUGCUAAGUGUUCGAUUAAAAAAAAGAGCUGCGGAAGGGACACAUUACAUGCCGGCAUCUCUUUUGCAAUCUCAGUUGGAUUUGCUUAAGAUUGAUGAAUCUGAGGGAAUACUUAGGGUUGAUGCCACUUUAAGUCCUCAAUCCAUUGUCAAAACCAUUAUUAUAAGCAUUUUCCAAUUUCAGGACUCUUUUCAUUCAUCACAAUGUUGAAACUAGAAGUUAUCUAUAAUAAUAAAUAAUACUAAUGAUUAAAUCAGGUUUCAUCAUUAA
This is a messenger RNA of Arachis duranensis, 728 nucleotides long. RefSeq names its product gluconokinase-like. Gene Ontology annotation, cellular component: cytoplasm. Gene Ontology annotation, molecular function: gluconokinase activity. The transcript is spliced from 4 exons. NCBI's taxonomy places the organism in Eukaryota, Viridiplantae, Streptophyta, Magnoliopsida, Fabales, Fabaceae. The record is from RefSeq and is a predicted model, not a curated record. The coding region runs from base 51 to 668 and encodes 205 amino acids.